This is a messenger RNA of Cricetulus griseus (Chinese hamster), 2419 nucleotides long. Lineage: Eukaryota; Metazoa; Chordata; Mammalia; Rodentia; Cricetidae. The record is from RefSeq and is a predicted model, not a curated record.
UGCCUGCAGAUCGGGCUCGCCUGCGUCAGGCACUGCACGGCGGCUCCAUCAACCUGCAUCCAUAUCAAGCCUGUAGUCAGGAGGCUGGGCCUGGGAUUUGUGUCUCUGGAAAGUCUUGGGUCCUAAGGUGUGUGGGGGACCCCUAAUCCCAGCAGUCCUUGUGGUCUAGGCACUUCCUCAGUCCUGGAAACCCCAGCGCCUGCCUGAGGAGGCCCUGUGGCCAGAGGAUUGAGUUACAGCCUGGUGGCUCCCCAAGAGAAGGGCAGGGUGAGUCUUACUUUACAGACAAAAGUGACAGUGACCCAUUGCUGAGAUGGCAUACCUGCUCUGCUGCUUACAAUGUGCUAGGGGUGGAACCCAGACUUCAAACCACUGGGCUUGAAAAGAAAAGAAGGCCAGGCAAUGGUGGUGCACUCCUUUAAUCCUAGCACUUGGGAGGUAGAGGCAGCCAGGUCUCUGAAUUCCUCAGUGAGUUCCAGCACAGCCAGUAUGAUUACAUAGAGGACACCCCCCCCCAAAAAAAAAAAAAAAAAAACUUGAUGUCACUUCCCCAUAAGCAGGCCUGUUAUGUCUAGAUUUCUAUUAUCUGAAACAAAGCCAUAUGCUCUUGAACUGCACUUAAAGGGUUCCCUGCCAGUCUUAACCAGUCAUAAAAGACAAGCAGUUUGUAAAGGAAGGAGGCUGGGGAGUUGGGGACAGGAUAGGGACUGUUGCCCAGCCAUUACAAUGCACUUCUUGCCACUGUUACUAAGAUGGUAAGAGUGGCUGGGUGGUGGUGGUUGCACGCCUUUAAUUCCAGAACUUGGAGGUAGAGGCAGGUGGAGCUCCGUGAGUUCUAGGCCAGCCUGGUCUACAGAGCGAGUUCCAGGAUAGCAAGGACUACACAGAAACCCUGUCUCCAAAAACAAAAAAAGAAAAAAAAGAUAACUGCGAGUGCAAGAUGUGGUGGUCUCUAGUCCCAGCACUCUGAGGCAGAGGCAGGCUAAUUUUGGUGAGUUCAAGCCCAGCUUGGUCUACAAAGUGACCUCUCAGUCCCGGAGGUGAGAACCAGAGGAUCAGAAGUUCAAAGCCACCCUCAGCUGUAAUGAGCUUCAGGCCAUCUGGGCCUUGUGAGACCCUGCUCACAAGAAGAAAAAGGAGUGGGGGUGGCAUAGCACAUGUCUUUAAUCCCUGAGCUCAGAGCACCUAAGGCUACAUAGUGAACCCUGCUCUUCAGGCCAUCCUCUGUUACAUACGACCUGAAGCACCUGGCCAAGCUCAGGCAUGGGAGUUCAUUCCAGGCCCCGAGUGGUGGAAGGAGAGACCUGACCCCUGCAAGACCAUGGGUUCAUUGCAGUGCUAAAGAAAAAAAUUGUUAAGACCAGGAAAGGAGCACUGGGGAUUUGAUCGCUGGGCUCCAGUUGCUGCCCCCAGAGACAGGGUGGUGGUGUCUGACUUCAGAGACAAUGGAAACCACCCAGAGCAGGGGAGGAGCUGGUGCUUGUGCUAGAUGGGCGGGACUCGGAAGGCCACCUGUCCUCACAGGAAGAGAAAGUGGGGAGGCCCCCACCCUCCAGGAACCAUAAGUCUUGCACCAGGAUGGAGGUCCACCAGUCCCUGCUGCUCUUGCUGGCCCUGGAUACACUGUGGGCAGCAGGCAACACAUCGGAGACCCACAUCAUUGGGGGUCGAGAGGCAGCCCCACAUUCCCGCCCAUACAUGGCCUCUUUACAGAAAGCCGGAUCCCAUGUGUGUGGGGGGGUCCUCGUGCAUCCAAAGUGGGUGUUGACUGCUGCCCACUGCCUGCCUGAGUCGCUACAGCAGCUAAAGCUGGUGCUCGGCCUGCACCACCUCCAAGACCUUCGAGACCCAGGCCUCACCUUCCACAUCAAGGCAGCCAUCAAGCACCCUGGUUACAACCGCAACCUUGAAAAUGACCUGGCGCUGCUAAAGGUGCAGGAUGGAGGGGCUGAGGGGCUGCCGUGGCCUGGUUUCCCUCAGCCACUCACUGGCCCUCCUGCAGUCUCUUCUGGACUAGUCAUCUGGGCCCAGAGCAAAGGCCCUAGGGGAGAAAGGAGAGGGAGAAAAUGGAAAGGAAGACAAGGGUGCACUUGUGGCCCCUGGUCCCUGAGACAGGCACAGAAGCUGACCUGUGUUCCUCACUUCCCACAGGGUGACUCUGGAGGGCCUCUGGUAUGUGGCAAAGGCCAGGUGGAUGGAAUCCUGUCUUUCAGCUCUAAAAACUGCACAGACAUCUUCAAGCCCCCUGUGGCCACCGCUGUGGCCCCCUACAGUCCCUGGAUCAGGAAGGUCAUCCAUCGCUGACCACACCAGCCUUGGGCCUGAUGUUCCAGAUGACCUCAACACUUACCGGCCUGGGUGGGAAAGGGUUAGACGUGCCUCUGGGGACCAAUAAAUCAUGAUGAGUCUGUUUCACCCA